Triticum urartu is the source of this 488-nucleotide messenger RNA. NCBI's taxonomy places the organism in Eukaryota, Viridiplantae, Streptophyta, Magnoliopsida, Poales, Poaceae. The record is from RefSeq and is a predicted model, not a curated record.
UUCACCCGGAGGAGGUCGAUGACGACACACUGGAGAAGUGGCUGUCGGGCAUGACCGGAAACAAGGACAACCCCAGGGGAGCCAGGAGAGUUCCUCCAUUUGACCAGUCUCAUGUACCAGAGAAGGCCAUUAUUGAAAUGUAUUCAAUGCCCAACGGAGAACAGGAGCAGGACCCGGAAGGAGAGGCGAGCGGCGGCGACAGUGGCGAGUGGGAGUCUGACGGUGGAGGGGACGAAGAAAGCGACGACCCGAGUGACGAAGAAGAAGUCGAGUCGCCUCCUCGCAGGGAGAGGCGGUCCAAACUUGACCAAGAACGGCCGAGCGCUCGUGAAAAGGCGAUUGCUCAAGCUGGUCAGUCUUCAAAGCGUCCUCGGACCUCUUCGCCAACUCCGACUGAGAAAGCGCCAAAGAAUCCCAAAGUGGCAGAGCCGAAGCUUCGGAAGGCGUUGCUGAAGAUUAAGAUUGACAUCCCCGUCGCUUCCGCGUGA